Messenger RNA from Phoenix dactylifera (date palm), 1178 nucleotides. RefSeq names its product protein CHAPERONE-LIKE PROTEIN OF POR1, chloroplastic-like. The record is from RefSeq and is a predicted model, not a curated record. Gene Ontology annotation, cellular component: chloroplast membrane. NCBI's taxonomy places the organism in Eukaryota, Viridiplantae, Streptophyta, Magnoliopsida, Arecales, Arecaceae.
AUCGGUAGAGAGAGAGAGAGAGAGAGAGGAGGAAAAAAGGAAUGGCAGCCCCUAUCUCGCUCAACGGCACGAUCCUCCACAAGAACCCCUCGACGCCGACCGCCGCCGCCGCCGCCGCCGCCAUCUCCGCCAGGCACGCGCCGCACCACCGCACGACGCUCCAGUCGCGGCGGAGGAGAAGGUGUUGGGGGGCGGCAACGACUCUCCCACUCCUCCGCCUCCGCGCCACCGCGCCGCCCCCGCCGGAGGCCGGGUCGCGGGCCGACGACUCCUCGGCCCCGUUCGAGAUGUCCGUCGAGAGCGCCCUCAAGCUCCUCGGCGUCUCCGAGGGCGCCUCCUUCGACGACAUCCUCCGCGCCAAGAACGCCGUCCUCGCCUCCUGCAAGGACGACCAGGAGGCCGUCGCCCAGGUUGAGGCUGCAUAUGACAUGUUGCUCAUGCAGAGUUUAUCACAACGCAGGGCUGGGAAGGUUGUAAAUAAUAGGAUCCUGUAUGCUGAUGUUAAACCUGUUAGGAGUGCAGGAGCAGGUGCAAUGCCAAAAUGGCUACAGACAACAGUCAAGAAUGUUCCUGUUUCGGUUGAAGCUCCAUCUACUGGCAAUUUGGGUGUACAGGCUGGGGUUUAUGGAGCCUUGAUGGUUUUCACAUUUGUUAAUGGUACCUCCACAUCUUCAGCUGGGACAUAUACUGGGGCCGAUGUUCCUGGGAUAAUUUUGGCUACAAGCUUUGGAGCUUCAUUGUACUUUUUGACCAAGAAGAGCAUUAGCCUAGGAAAAGCAACAAUAAUUGCUGUGGGGGGCCUUGCUGUGGGUGCAGUGGUGGGAUCAGUGGUCGAGAAAUGGUUGCAGGUGGAUAUAGUGCCCUUUUUUGGCAUCCAUUCACCUGCAGUGAUUGUAAGUGAAUUUAUUCUAUUCUCACAGUUAUUGGUGUCACUUUAUCUGAGAUAGGUUAAAAAGAUCCUGUACCUGGUCCUAUUUAUUAACUAAUGUCAAUUGUCCUACUUAUGCUUCAGCAAAAUCCAUGGUGACUUAAAAUGUAUUUAAUAUGUGAAGCAAAUUGUAUAGUGGUCACGGUUACACAUUGUAUACUGUCUUUUAAGUUGGGCAUUGAUUGUAACUUACAAAUUUCAUUCAUCUAUACCAGUUUUGGUUUUAUGGAUCAAAUCUUGAUCCAUGAUA